Molecule: messenger RNA, 1107 nt
Organism: Rotaria sordida
Lineage: Eukaryota; Metazoa; Rotifera; Eurotatoria; Philodinida; Philodinidae
Source: the annotation of a GenBank genome assembly
AUGGUUUCAUAUUCACAUAAGGAUAGUUCAUUUUGUCAAAAACUAGUUAAGAUUUUGAAAGAUCGAGUGCAAGGAGAUGUGUGGGUAGAUUUCAUUAAAUUACAACCACCAUAUGAGGACGAUUGGGAAGAAAUAGCCGCAGCAAUUACGGAUUGUGACGUAGUGGUGAUGAUUGUUACAGCAAAUUAUUGUAGCUCGAAAAGUUGUCGUCGCGAAGUGAUUCAUGCAGAUAAACGUAGCAAACGAAUGAUACCUGUUUAUCAUGGUUCUGAAUACGAACCUGAGGAUUGGUUUGAAAUUCGAGCUGGUUCAGCAACUUGGGUACGUUUUGGUUGUAUGAAAAGUGAUGAAGAUGUAAUGGAAACUCUUAUUAAAUUGAUUAAUUGUCAAGAAACAAGAAAAAACCGUGUUGAUACAGUAACAAUUCCUAAAAAGUUACAUCCCGAAAGCAAUGAUAACGUUUCAUCGGUUCUGAUUUCUUCUUCGAUCGUUGAUGCUUCGCCAUCACAAUCAUGGCAUCCCAUUCCACUGUUGACUGAUCCCGUCGGAUCAAUCCUCACGAUUUCGUCACCAGUACCAACUUCUAGAAAACCAGUUGAACAAUGGAUUGGUGACGAAGUUCAAGAAUGGCUACAUCUACCUUCAUCAGUCCUUCAACUAUCAAAUGGUCGUGCUUUACUGACUUAUGCGCGACUAAUAUCGGACGAAGACAUUCAACGAGAUGAAUAUGAAAGAAAUCUUCGAGAUCGUGGUCUAACACGUGAACAAUGGGCAAAUCUGAUCAGCUCUCUUACGACUCUCUGCAUGUUUGACAACAAGAAAAUGUUAUCGAACACAUUACCUGAGCAGUGGUCAAGUGAUGACGUGAAGUAUUGGUUAGAACAACAUAAGCUACCUAAGUAUCUUCUAGAUACAUUUUCCUUUGUUGAUGGAAUAGAGCUUGUCAUUUACGCUAAAAUGAUGAUCGCCUCACCGACACGCGUCGAUUCGGAAUAUGAUUGCUUGAGAGCUAGAGUUCGGGUUCGAAAUAAUGGGCAAGAUCUGCUUCAAUUAGAUGAUUACGCUCGAUUCGUACGAGCACUCAAAAAACUUGUCGAACAAUCAUAA